AUUACCAAAAUGGCUUCCAACGCGGCAAAGGUGAACGCAACGCAUUCUCUCAAACCAGAUCGUGCACUCAUCGACGCCAAUUUUGAUGGCUACAAGUUAUCUCUGGACCCUCUUCCCCAGUAUGCUGUUAAUCUAGACACAGGGAUUGACGAUGUCAAACUCAAUGAGGAGGAGUACACCUACCAGCACAUCAGGGCCUUUGGGAUACACAACCACCUGACUCUGGACCAGUGGAACCCUGAUUCUGUGUACUAUGUGGACAACAGACACACUGUGCAGCAGAUCAAAAUCAUCCUGGACACCCAGAUCAACCCUCCCAGACCAGUACUGAAGAUUCCAUGUGAUGAACCACAAGGCACGAGACAUAACGUCACCCUACACUUCCCCUCUCGUGGCUGGUGUGUCCUCGCUGAUGGUGCCGGGAAACUCCUGGUCAUUCAAACCCACAACAGGGGCACACCGGAGGAAGAACCAUGGAAGAUAGUGUUCUCAGAGGAGCUGUGUGAUAAGCAACCUUUCACCCUUCUGCACUCGCUGGUUGACAUUUCCCACAAUGUGCUGCACAUCGAGGCCCUGCUGCUACACAUGGACAAAGUGCCACAGGAACACAAGACUGACUUCACGGUGGUGCUGGAGUGGGUUACACUGGCCAAACAGGAUGGGACAUCUGGUGGGUUCAAAGUUGAGCGGGUGAGGCAGGUACAGGGGAAGACUUCUCCCCAGUAUGCAGCUAUAGAGCGUGGAGGCAGGGGGCUCUUCAUCGCAAGUGACAGGCCAUUCAGGAUGGUGUCAGACACAGCCAAGGACGUGGAGAUGGAAGAAGACAGCUCAAAUGGAGAAUCUGAAGCAGCCAAGCAACCAGCCUACAUCUGGGGUCAGACAUCAGAAGAUGUGAGUGUGAAGUUCACAGUUGAUGAGGGGACCACAAAGUCAGACAUAGAGUUGAUAUUGGAGACCAAGAGGAUAAAGCUUGGUGUGAAGAACAGGGAACCCUUGUUGGAUGGUGAACUGUGUGGUGCUGUAGAUGUUGAAGCUUGCACAUGGACUCUUGAUGGAAAAGAGCUGGAGCUUCUACUGCAGAAAAGGGAAGAGGGACCAAUGUGGCCUGCAGUUGUAGUGGGGGACACUAGGGGCCAGCUCACACUUGACCCUGAUCAGGCAGCAGAGAUGAAUGAGAGGCUGAGUGGGCUAACAUCUGAUCAGUUGAAUGCCAGCCCUGACCCAGACAAGAAGCCAUACAACACGCAGGAGUUGGAGGAGUGUGAUGCCUUCCCCGAGGACUCUGCCAUGCUGGUGCGACUGGAUGGUGAAACCCACAGGAAUACAUAUGCUGCAAGUUUGUCCAGUCAUCAGUCCCUGUUUAAUGUACAGAUAGAGGCAGGAGAGGCACCAUGUCUCUGUCUGAGGCAUGAUGUUGACGCCCUCAUCUGGCAGCCCAAGUCUUCCUCAGACAACUCAGACAUCCCCUUUGCACAUGUAGCUACUUUUAAUGCACUAGGCUAUGUCCAGGCUUCUAAGCGAGACAUGAAGUUUGCCAUGUGUGCGCCUAACUUUUCCUAUGCCUCACUGUGUGACUGCGUGAGGCACGUGUAUGUGUACCGCCAGCCCACCCCAACAGCCAGCCCUGUGCGAAACAGGAAAAGUGGGAGGGUCAUAGGGCAGAUUGCCAAGCAGCAAGUGGUUGCCAUAGAUUCAGCUGAGAAUAUUAUGGGAUUCCAGGUUUCAAAUGAGCGGUUGUUUAUUUUGACUGGCAGCAAACUGAUAACAGUGAGAGUAAAUACAGAAGACUAAGGGCUUUUCCAGAACUAUCUGCAUUGCAAACUAUCCAUGGAUUAAUAGAACAGCAGAGCAAUAUGAGGAAGAGGGAUUUGCAUAUCAGGAUUUAAUUUCAGCUUGCCAUAUACUGCAAUUACUUUUUACCAAUCACUACACAAAAACCAAACAUAGAGAACUCAAUAUUCCUGUUUUGAGAUUUAUUUGUUGCUACUACAUUGUAUUGAUGGGGAUGACAAAAAAUUGCUGUAAACUUACUUUUGACAAUACAUGUACUUGAUUUGGGUGUCAUUGAAUAUAAGUGUAACUGAGAACAGAUAUUACAGUAUGCUUUCUGA
Branchiostoma belcheri (Belcher's lancelet) is the source of this 2111-nucleotide messenger RNA. Its product is annotated as nudC domain-containing protein 1-like. The record is from RefSeq and is a predicted model, not a curated record. Bases 10 to 1791 code for a protein of 593 amino acids. The transcript has 9 exons. NCBI's taxonomy places the organism in Eukaryota, Metazoa, Chordata, Leptocardii, Amphioxiformes, Branchiostomatidae.